UUUGCUCUUUCUGUCAGUCCAUCAUUUCUAUAAGGAGGGGGUCCAAGUAACGGGGGGCAGAUUAAGUAGUACAGAGAGCAACAAGAGCAAUAGAGACAAUCAAUAAAAGGCACGGAUAGACCGGUUUAACUAAGCUAGUGCAACUCCUGAAGAUCCUUCACCCCUGACAGGAUGGAGGACGCCUACACCAAGCACCCGGCUGAAUGUCUGGCCUACUUCGCAGUUAGUGAGACCACUGGUCUUACCCCAGAUCAGGUCAAGAAGAACCUGGCUAAGUACGGCUACAAUGAGCUGCCAGCUGAAGAGGGAAAAUCCAUUUGGGAGCUGGUCAUUGAACAGUUUGAAGAUCUGUUGGUCAGAAUUUUGCUGCUUGCUGCCUGCAUCUCUUUCGUCCUGGCCUGGUUUGAGGAGGGUGAAGAGACUGUCACGGCCUUUGUUGAGCCUUUUGUCAUUUUGCUCAUUCUCAUUGCCAAUGCCAUUGUCGGUGUGUGGCAGGAGCGUAAUGCUGAGAGCGCCAUUGAGGCUCUGAAGGAAUAUGAGCCUGAGUUGGGUAAAGUCUAUCGUUCUGACAGAAAGAGCGUCCAGAUGAUCAAGGCCAGAGAAAUUGUCCCUGGCGAUAUUGUGGAGGUGUCUGUUGGUGAUAAAGUUCCUGCUGACAUCAGGAUUACUGCCAUCCGUUCCACCACCCUUCGUGUUGACCAGUCCAUCCUGACUGGUGAGUCAGUCAGUGUGAUCAAGCACACCGAUCCUGUCCCCGACCCUAGAGCUGUCAAUCAGGACAAAAAGAACAUGCUUUUCUCUGGCACAAACAUUGCUGCUGGCAAGGCUAUUGGAGUUGCUGUCGCUACUGGUGUAGCCACUGAGAUUGGUAAAAUCCGUGACCAGAUGGCCGCCACGGAGCAGGAGAAGACCCCUCUGCAGCAGAAACUGGAUGAGUUUGGUGAGCAGCUCUCUAAGGUUAUCUCUCUGAUCUGCGUCGCUGUCUGGAUGAUCAACAUCGGUCACUUCAAUGACCCCGUCCAUGGUGGAUCCUGGAUCCGUGGCGCUGUCUACUACUUCAAGAUCGCUGUUGCUCUAGCUGUAGCUGCCAUCCCUGAGGGUCUGCCUGCUGUCAUCACUACCUGUCUGGCUCUUGGUACCAGACGUAUGGCCAAGAAAAAUGCCAUUGUCCGUUCACUGCCCUCUGUGGAGACCCUGGGCUGUACUUCUGUCAUCUGUUCCGACAAGACUGGCACCCUGACCACCAAUCAGAUGUGUGUGACCAAGAUGUUCAUCAUUGAUAAAAUUGAAGGUGAUCACGUUGACCUUGACUGCUUUGAUAUCUCUGGCUCCAAGUACACACCCGAGGGUGAAGUCUCAAAGUUGGGUUCUCGUGUUGACUGCAGUCAGUAUGAUGGUUUAGUUGAGUUGGCCACCAUCUGUGCCCUCUGCAACGAUUCCUCCCUUGACUACAACGAGUCCAAGAAGAUUUAUGAGAAGGUUGGUGAGGCCACUGAAACUGCUUUGUGUUGCCUCGUUGAGAAGAUGAAUGUAUUUAAGACCAAUGUCAACAACCUGUCCAAGAUUGAGAGAGCAAAUGCCUGCUGUAGUGUUGUGAAGCAUUUAAUGAAGAAGAAGUUCACUCUGGAGUUCUCCCGUGACAGGAAAUCCAUGUCUGUGUACUGUACCCCUACUAAGGGUGAUGCAGGCAGCAAAAUGUUUGUGAAGGGUGCUCCAGAGGGUGUGAUUGACAGGUGUACCCAUGUACGUGUUGGUUCUACGCGGGUGCCCCUGACUAAUGUUGUAAAAGAUAAGAUCAUGUCCAUCAUCAAGGAAUGGGGUACUGGCAGUGACACUCUGCGCUGCCUGGCACUGGCUACCCGGGACACACCCAUGAAGAUUGCAGAAAUGAACCUUGAGGACUCUACUAAAUUUGUUAACUAUGAGACUGAUUUGACCUUCGUUGGCUGUGUCGGUAUGUUGGAUCCCCCCCGUAAAGAAGUUACUGGCUCCAUUGAACUGUGCAGGGCUGCUGGCAUUCGUGUUAUCAUGAUCACUGGUGACAAUAAGGGCACCGCUGUGGCCAUCUGCCGUCGUAUCGGUAUCUUUGCUGAGGAUGAGGAUGUAGCUGACAAGGCUUACACCGGCCGAGAGUUUGAUGACCUGCCUGUUAGUGAACAGAGCGAAGCUGUCCGUAGGGCACGCUGCUUUGCCCGUGUUGAGCCCUCCCACAAGUCUAAGAUCGUUGAGUUCCUGCAGGGCCAAGAUGAGAUCACUGCUAUGACUGGUGAUGGUGUCAAUGAUGCCCCUGCUUUGAAGAAGGCAGAAAUUGGCAUUGCCAUGGGCUCUGGCACUGCAGUUGCCAAGUCAGCAUCUGAGAUGGUCCUGGCCGAUGACAACUUCUCUUCUAUUGUGGCUGCCGUUGAGGAAGGCAGAGCCAUUUAUAACAACAUGAAGCAGUUUAUCCGUUACCUGAUUUCUUCUAAUAUUGGGGAGGUCGUCUGUAUUUUCCUGACCGCUGCUCUUGGUCUGCCUGAAGCUUUGAUCCCAGUCCAACUGCUGUGGGUAAACUUGGUGACUGAUGGUCUGCCCGCCACUGCCCUGGGCUUCAACCCCCCUGAUCUUGAGAUCAUGGGCAAGCCUCCCCGCUCCCCCAAAGAGUCCCUGAUCUCUGGCUGGCUGUUCUUCAGAUACAUGGUCAUUGGCGCUUAUGUGGGUGCUGCUACUGUGGGUGCCGCUGCCUACUGGUUCAUGUAUGAUGUGGAGGGUCCUCAGGUCACCUACCACCAGCUGUCACACUUCAUGCAGUGCGAGGAGGUGAAUCCGGACUUCACUGGUUUAGACUGUGAGGUGUUUGAGGCUGCUGCACCCAUGACCAUGGCCCUGUCUGUUCUGGUCACAAUUGAGAUGUGCAAUGCUCUCAACAGCUUGUCUGAAAAUCAGUCCCUGGUGCGCAUGCCUCCAUGGAGUAAUGGUUGGUUAGCUGCUGCCAUGACCCUCUCCAUGUCCCUUCACUUCAUGAUCAUCUAUGUGGAUCCCCUGCCUAUGGUUUUCAAGUUAACUCACUUGAACGUGGAACAGUGGAUGGUGGUACUGAAGCUUUCUUUCCCUGUUAUCCUCAUUGAUGAGGUGCUGAAGUUUGUUGCCCGCAACUACAUGGACGUCUAAGCAGUCCACACCUCCCAGUUUUCAAGUAACAGACGCAAGCUAUAAAGUGUGAAAUGUAGAGACAAAGAUGUUGGAGUGAAAAAAAUGCCAGAUAAAGAAGAAGAGGAGAACAGCAAGAGAAUGAAUGGGGAGGAAUGGGAGAAGAGAUUAUUUAUGUCCACUGAGACAGAAGCUCUCAUGAACCCAUCUGCAGAAUGUAUAGCACAAAAUCUUUGUAAAAAAAAAAAGACAAAAACAUAUAAAAACUAGCAAAUUCUAAGUUUAGUGACAGAGAUGAAUAGUCAUCCCUUCCAAAUUUGUGUUUGAAUGCUGAAUUGUUUUAUUCUUGUGUAUAAAUGUAUUAAAAACAUUUUAUUAAUAUUG
Messenger RNA from Carassius gibelio (silver crucian carp), 3510 nucleotides. It is a transcript of the gene atp2a1l, whose product is annotated as ATPase sarcoplasmic/endoplasmic reticulum Ca2+ transporting 1, like. The transcript has 24 exons. Gene Ontology annotation, biological process: calcium ion transmembrane transport; intracellular calcium ion homeostasis. Gene Ontology annotation, molecular function: ATP hydrolysis activity; ATP binding; P-type calcium transporter activity. NCBI's taxonomy places the organism in Eukaryota, Metazoa, Chordata, Actinopteri, Cypriniformes, Cyprinidae. The record is from RefSeq and is a predicted model, not a curated record. Gene Ontology annotation, cellular component: membrane. The coding region runs from base 172 to 3147 and encodes 991 amino acids.